AGUCAAGAUGGCGAACAAAAUUUUGGAAAGAUAAUUAUCGACAACGUUUCCUAAUAUAUUGAGUGAUUUAGCCAAGAGAAGAAUGAGUUUCCAAAGACCAACUGGGGGUAUGCCGCAAGGUUUCAGUAUGAUGCCAGGAACACAACCAAUGAUGCAACAACCUGGAAUGAUGCCACAACCUCUGCAAGUUGGACAAAUACAAGGUAUGAUGGGUGGCCAAAUGCAAGGUGGCCCAAUGCAAGGAAGACAAAUGCAAGGUGGUCAGAUGCAACCUGGUCAAAUGCAAGGGCAGGGAAUGAUGGGUGGACCAAUGCAAGGAGGUCAAAUGCAAGGAGGUCACAUGCAAGUUGGACCGAUGCAAGGUGCUCAGAUGCAAGGUGGCCCCAUGCAAGGUGGACCAAUACAAACUGGCCAGAUGCAACAGGGGACAAUGGCAGGAGGCUUUCCGCCUCAGUUUGGAGCUUCUGGUCAACAUAACUUUAGACAUGGCAUGCCCCAGAUGAUGCCUGCUGGUAUGGGGGGACAGGCACCUGGUAUGGGGGGACAGGCUCCUGGGUUGGGAAUGGCACCCAGGAAUGCACCCCCUGCAUAUACCCCACAGAUGGCGCAGAAUUUCAGAUCAAAGAAGAAUUUUCCUCAGCGACAACCAGCACCUGUUGACCCGAAACAGCAACUUAAAGAACGCCACUUCCAAGAGCAGCAAUCAAAGUUGAAGCAUUUUCACAAUAUAAGCAGUAGUCAUAGCGAUGCAAGUAAGAUGAUCGAGGCCAUAGUCGGCAAAGUUGAAAGCCCUCGGGACAGAUCCGGGUCACAAAAUUCCACGCCAAGAGAAGAGGCACAGGAAGUUCAAAUAGCUAAUGAGGCUGAUGAUUUUGGCGACUUCCUUUCCGGUCCUAGUAUCCCAACCUCAGCUGUGGCUCCACCUAUACAGGACACGAAUGCAGGAACUAAUGUUGUUGGCCAAUCAUCUACUCAAGCUGUCCAGGAUCCCAGUAUGGAAAAACCAUCAGAUAAAAAGGAUCUAAGAUCGAUGAUGCUUGAAUGUUCCGAUUUGAGUGUGCCAAAUAAGGCUAAAGGUUUUGUGAAGCCGGCAUUAAGCGAGGUCCAACCAAAACAUGUUAAACACCAGACAUUCCAUGAAAGCAAGGCAGCAAAGAAAUGGGAUUACAACACGACAGAAAACCUAAGCGACCUCUUUGUUCUGGAAAAACCAAUAGAAAGUGCCCCUGUUGUUGCAAAACCUGAACCCAAGAAGCCCCAUGCUGCAGUGCCACCUAGUGGUCCCCCUAAAUGGCUCAUAGAGGGCACUGUUCCAAUAGUUUAUGAGCAUGUUUACGAGGCCUCAUUGAAGGAUGAUAAGAUAGACACAGGUCUUGUGUAUCCCAUCUUGUUACGUAGUGGACUACCUCGGGAAGCACUUGGCCAUAUAUGGGCACUCGCAAACAAAGAGACCCCUGGGCAACUGAACAAACAGGAACUAUUUAUGAUUAUUGCAUUAAUAGCUGUAGCACAGAACAAUAUAAAUGUGACAACAGUUGAUAUUCUCGCAAGGUGCCCUCAAGCCCCUGUUCCAAAUCUUGGACAGCAUGCUGCCCCAGCUGCCAGCAGUGUGCCCUCUAGUGGGGCCCCUGUUAACAUGUCAAUGGUUAGUGGAAUGGAUACUAGUGGUGCACCAAGUUCACAAAUGGCUAACGCUUUUCCACCACACAGUAUGCCCGCUUCUCAAUCUGGAAUACUCUCAACAGCUAUGCCAGCUGCACCAUCAAACAUAGCUCCAGGGCAACCAGGUACAGCUCCAGGGCAACCAGGCAUAGC
Owenia fusiformis is the source of this 1815-nucleotide messenger RNA. Lineage: Eukaryota; Metazoa; Annelida; Polychaeta; Sabellida; Oweniidae. The record is from the annotation of a GenBank genome assembly.